Olea europaea var. sylvestris is the source of this 2154-nucleotide messenger RNA. RefSeq lists its product as uncharacterized. The transcript is spliced from 2 exons. Gene Ontology annotation, molecular function: nucleic acid binding; RNA-DNA hybrid ribonuclease activity. Lineage: Eukaryota; Viridiplantae; Streptophyta; Magnoliopsida; Lamiales; Oleaceae. Bases 59 to 1639 code for a protein of 526 amino acids. The record is from RefSeq and is a predicted model, not a curated record.
AACAAUGACUUUGGGUUGGCCAGAUAUUCGUCAUUUUUUCUUUAUCCGGUGAAAAGGAAUGGCCGUUGCCGCUGCCUCUCCCUCCGGCGAAAAUGGAGAAAUCCAUGUAUGCCAACUCGCAGAGACAUCGGAGCCACCAUCUCCCUGUUCUUCGAGUAAGUCUUUUGCCUAUGUUCUGGCAGAACCAUCAAUUCCUUCCAUUCCUCACAAGGAACUUACGGUGUACAGAGAAGAGCCAUGUAUAGCGUUGUCAGAUAAUGAAAUUCAGAAGCUUUCAGGCUCUUCUAAAUAUACUUUGAUCGGUAAAUUUUCUAAUGGAAAGCCUCAAUUAGCACAGCUGAGAACCACUUUCGAUUUUUUAGGGUUUAAAGGGGCUUUUACAGUAGGUCUUAUUGAUUCCAAACACGUUUUGAUAAUUUUUACCCUAGAAGAGGAUUAUAUAAGACUCUUCCUUAAUCCUAUCUCGUGUGUUUGUGGUUAUCCUAUGAAAGUUUUUAAAUGGACGAUCAAUUUCAAUCCUAGGGUUGAAUGUGCUAUAGUUCCAGUAUGGAUUUCAUUGCCCAAUUUUCCGAUUAAUUCUUUCGAAAAAUCUGUACUCUUUUCCAUCGUGAGUGACAUUGGAACACCUUUGAUGAUGGAUGAAGCCACUGCAAAUCAAUCCAUGGUAAGCAAUGCCAGGGUCUGUGUUGAGUUGGAUCUGAUUCUACCAAGAAUACACCGAAUCCAUAUAAAUACUGCAGAAUAUUCAUUCUGGCAAGAAGUUGUAUAUGAAAAUAUCCCGACCUAUUGCAUUCUCUGUUUGCACCAGGGGCAUACUGUACACGAAUGUUACCUGUUUGAUAAAAUGUUUAAAAGAAUAAUAUCUGCCGCUGCCAUUAGUGAUAAGAAGUGCAAUAAAAAUGAAAAUGCCAGCAGAGAAAACGAGAAAGAGGAAUCCUCUUCUAGCUUUGUGAAGGAGAGAGAUGACAUCUCACAAGCUGAUUCAUUCAGUAAUGUUGAUCAGUCAAGGGAUGUGGAAAUGGACAGUCGUUGUAGCUUCUCUUCGGCCAGUGCACGAACCAAUAAAACAAAGAGAAGGCGAGAGAGAAAGCGAAUGAGAGAGGGAAAGAGAAAGGGAAAGAGCGAGACUACCUUUGUUCUAUGGGAAAAACCACGUGUUGGGUUUGUCAAAUUGAAUACCGAUGGCUGUUUAAAGCGGUUGGAGAUACCUAGCGGUGAUUCUUCGGGUGGGGGAAUCCUGAGGGAUCAUGAAGGGGAUGUGCUAUUCACAUUUCACGAAUACUAUGGGACUUCUUGUUGUUCUGCAUUAGCUGCUGAAUUGAAGGCAUUAUUGACAGGAUUAAAAAUCUGUCAUGAACGUGGUUAUAAGAAUAUUUGGGUAGAAUUAGAUACGCAACUUGCUGUUAAACGCAUCUCUGAUCCAGCUACGGAUUCACGCCCUGGCCGUAACAGGAAGGUGCAAUACCUGGUGGAUGAAGUUCGGAGCAUAAGUUCCUAUCUAAAUGUUCAUUACACAAACAUCUACAGGCAAGCUAAUAGUGCAGCAGAUUUCUUGGCUAAUGAGGGUUUUCGUACUAAAGAAAGGAGAAUCAUGGAGGAAAAAGAACUUCCAGAAGGCCUCAAAGAGAUUUUAAGAUAAUUAUUUGUCUGCACACUAGAGCAAGCGGUAGACUGCUCGGCCAGUGAAAGAGGACUAUGCAACGGUCCAAAGCCCUCAGUCAGACUAGGUUGGAGUGUGUGAAAUGAAAUGAAUACGGUUGUGGUUAAGCAUACUUCCCUCCGCCGAUGUUUUUCUUAGGGUCAAAAUGAUUGGUAUUAACUCAAAUCGUCACCGAUGUAUGAUGAAAAAGAGAGAGAAAAUCAGCCCAACUACAACUAAGCAUAUCAAGUGAAAAAACGUGCAGCCAUAUUGUGGGAUGCCUACGAGGAAUAAAGCACAAAAUACACCAAUAAUAAUUUGACUAAGGCUCUGAAUUGGUCGAAGGGAGUCACACUUUGCCAUAGCAAUCAUGUACGCCUCUUGAGACCAAGGCUUGAGUAGGAUGGUGAGGAUUUGGAGAGACCUUUGUUUGUUUGAAACUAAACAUAGAAUUGUCGUUUAUUUCAAAUUCAAAGCAUUGAAUUGCAUGGCUAUUGUGAAAAUACCAUCUUAAA